AUUUGAAGGUUUCUGUAGCAAUCAAAGGUGUGGUUGAGUGGUUCCCUUUUAUAUUUUUCCUCUGUAUCAAGAAAAAAACAACUCAUGGGGAUUAGGAAAUGGGAACAGUACUGGUAAACUUGAGUAUUUUCACCAUGUUAACAGUGGUGUAUGUAGCAGCCGCCAAAAUCACAGCUGAAGAGAGUGAUUUUUCUCCGUCACCGGCACCGGUACCGGCGGUGGGAAUGGACGCUGGAGCUGGGUUUCAACUAACCCAGUCCGGGGCCUUUCUUUUGUUUUGUCUGAUCUUAUGUUACCUCUAUCUCACCGAUAGUUUAUUUGCCAAUCCCGAUCCAGACUCAUUUGCAGCUUUUGCUGAUGAUUCAGAUCAAAACUUGUUUGCAGAUAUUAUUAAUACUUCUCUUCAAGAAGAUUGUUUUCCCUCCGAAAUGGGCCUGAAUAAUCAAAUACUAUUUGGUAUUGACGUUCCUUUGACUUCAUCUGUCUUACUACAUUCAGAGAACAGAGGAGAAAUUACUACAGAUGAACCACUGCAGGACAAACAAAUGCAAUCUGUGCAUGUCAAUGAAAUUACAGUACUACACCAGAAUUAUUCACAGCCGAGAGACAAGAGUAAAGAAAAAGAUUAUUGCAGAAUUAGUCUUGGUGAUUUACAACAACAAUUUGGAAAGAAACGUAAUGAUGCUGCAGAAAGUUUAGGAGAGAACAGAGGAGAAAUUACUACAGAACCGCCAGAUGAACCACUGCAGGACAAACAAAUGCAAAUUGUGCAUGUCAAUGAAACUACAGUACUACACCAGAAUUAUUCACGGCCGAGAGGCAAGAGUAAAGAAAAAGAUUAUUGCAGAAUUAGUCUUGGUGAUUUACAACAACAAUUUGGAAAGAAACGUAAUGAUGCUGCAGAAAGUUUAGGAGUUAGUCCAAGUACAUUUAAGCGCUGCUGUAGAGCCAAUGGCCUAGCCAAGUGGUCAUGUAAAUUGAAAGUGCAGCCACAUACAACUCCUACCUUAACUCAAAGGGUGGUGGAAAGUAUGGCUACAUUUCAGAGUGACAACACCAUGAGCUUAAAGGUGUCUUACAAUGGUGUGAAUGUGAGGUUUCCACUCAUUCUUUCAUCAGGGAAAAAUGAUUUGGAAGCAGAAGUUGAGACAAGAUUUGGAAUACAAAUUGGAAGUUUUUCUAUCAUGUACGAAGAUGAAGAUAAAGAUUGGAUUCUGAUCACUUGCGAUUUAGAUUUACAUCACGGAAUGCACAUCUUAAAAAAUAAGGGCAUAACUACAAUGAAGAUAAACUUAGUAAAUCAAAUAGAAUGUGAUAGAAUUCCCAACUCGAAUGCAUAAAGUUCAAAUCAUGGAUCCGCCUCUGCCGUGUUUCCAAUAUUUAGUAUUCACCAGAGUGUUUUUUUUCCACCGGAUGAUGACAAGUUUUUUUGAGUCAAGUGGUUUACGUACUAUGGGGUUGUAAUUGUUAUACUGGUAUUAGAUGUCCUAAGAUAGUAUUACUAAGUAUGUAUCUCUUGUAUUCUUAAGAUUGUUCCACAUGGUAUUAACAACAUUAAUUCCUAGCAGCAAUUAAGAUCUCUUUCUAUCUUCUGCUUCA
This is a messenger RNA of Nicotiana tabacum (common tobacco), 1599 nucleotides long. RefSeq lists its product as uncharacterized. NCBI's taxonomy places the organism in Eukaryota, Viridiplantae, Streptophyta, Magnoliopsida, Solanales, Solanaceae. The record is from RefSeq and is a predicted model, not a curated record. Gene Ontology annotation, molecular function: protein binding; DNA-binding transcription factor activity.